Tripterygium wilfordii is the source of this 807-nucleotide messenger RNA. Its product is annotated as probable L-type lectin-domain containing receptor kinase S.5. The coding region runs from base 1 to 807 and encodes 268 amino acids. Gene Ontology annotation, molecular function: carbohydrate binding. The transcript is spliced from 2 exons. The record is from RefSeq and is a predicted model, not a curated record. NCBI's taxonomy places the organism in Eukaryota, Viridiplantae, Streptophyta, Magnoliopsida, Celastrales, Celastraceae.
AUGCAUCUUCUUGUUCUGCUUCUUUCAGCUGCCUUUCUCAACCAAGCUUAUGCAGCAAGGCUUGGUCCGGAGCUUGACGCACAAGUCCCCGCGACUAACUUUGCUUUUGGAGCUUUCAACUAUCAAAGUUGCAGCUCCUCCAGCAACCUAAUAUGCACCGGCUCUGUUAGGGCCGCUGAUGGUUUCUUAAUGCUUACGCCGGAGCCUACGCUAUUACCUGAAGGCUCAACUAGGAACCUGGUUGGAAGGGUUCUAUACCGUGAACCGGUGGCUGCUUGGCCAGCAUUUGUCUCUACCACCUUCACAGUCAGAAUUGUCGGAGCCCCCAAUUCACCUGCAGGAGAUGGAAUGACAUUUAUUUUUGCUCCAGAUAAUAGUUCUUCACCAGCUGGCUUCAAUCUUGGAAUCGUUCCAGAUUCAGAUGGAGCUAGCGAUAUUCGUCAAUUAGUAGUGGAGCUGGAUACUUACAAGAACGAUUUUGACAUGGAUGGGAAUCACAUCGCCGUCGAGACAACAAGAGUAGACAAACCACUAAUAGCUGCGACUCUCAACGGCAGUGGAAUUGACCUUAAAAGUGGGAAGGACAUCACAUUUAAAAUCGAUUAUAACAGCUGGACGAAAUGGCUUGAAGUACAUGCAGCAUAUGAUUCAAACCCACUUGUGAAGAUUCUUUCCCUGCAAAUUGACAUCGCAGCUACGAUUCCAAACUUCGUCUAUGUUGGCUUCACAGCUGCCACUGGGUAUUUCACAGAGAGCCAUCAACUUCUCAGCUGGAAGUUCAAAUCUACGACAAAACUGGGAGUUUAG